Molecule: messenger RNA, 552 nt
Organism: Geodia barretti
Lineage: Eukaryota; Metazoa; Porifera; Demospongiae; Tetractinellida; Geodiidae
Source: the annotation of a GenBank genome assembly
GUUACUCUGCCUCGACUGGAGCUCAUCGAAGCAGGAGACCUAGAAGCCAACAUCACAGAUACACUACUGGCCAACAGGACUGGCUACAGAGUGUCUGAAACUUUCAACCCUCUGACGACUCUGGACGCUGGGCAGCAAUACUUUUGCAGGGCUCAGCUGGAGAUUGAGUCAGUAGAUGUAUAUCUAAGGUCUCAGAGCGACCCUUACACAGUCACUGUGCAGAUUCCCAGCCCUGAUGUGACCAUAUCCGCAGUCCCUGGCAGAGACGUCUUUGAAGGCUCCACAUUCACUCUCACCUGUCUGGCCACACUGAGCCCUCACGUGAACACUCCCACUGAGGUUUCAUUUAUGUGGGCAGUCCCCGGUCAAUUAACCGGCGAGGAACCCGUAAUUCAGACAGCAGACUCUGGACCACUGGUUCACUCUAGUAACCUCACUCUGGCUAAUGCUAAAAGAGAUGCUGGGGGACUGUACACAUGCACUGUAAGCGUGCGUGGUGGGGAUCACGUUCUGGAUAUCAGUGUGGCUCAAACUAUCACUCCCAGAGUACUU